AUGUCAAUAGAGGACGAAGAAAAAACCGCCUUCAUUACAGACGAAGGGACAUUUUGCUAUACCAAAAUGCCCUUCGGUCUUAAAAACGUUGGGGCCACGUAUCAGAUAUUCAUGAACACCCUUUUCAUGGAGCAACGGGGAAGGAACCUGGAGGUAUAUGUUGAUGACAUCGUUAUCAAAAGCAUGAUAGAAAUGGCCAUGAUAGACGACAUAGCAGAGACCCUCCGCACCAUGCAAGAUGUGAAUAUGAAGUUAAACCCCGGAAAGUGCUCUUUUGGGGUGGAAGAAGGGAGAUUCUUGGGAGUGGUGGUCACUAAAGGAGGAAUCAAAGCUAACCCGGAGAAAACUCAAGCUGUGGCUGAAAUGCGAUCCCCCAGGUCCCUGAAAGAUAUUCAACAACUGAACGUGAGGUUAAUUGCACUAAACCGUUUCUUAUCAAAGGUAGCCGACAGGACCCUCCCCUUCAUGAAAGUGUUGAAGGACUGCCUCCAAACGGAUAGGUUCAAGUGGACUCCAGAAGCGGAGGCUGCCUUCCAAGAAAUGAAAACUUACAUCUGCAAGCUCCCAACAUUGGCCACCUCAGUACCCGGGGAACUCCUGCUCCUAUAUUUAUCCGCCUCGAAAACGACUAUAAGUGCGGUCAUGAUGGUAGAACGGGAAGGGAAGCAGAUCCCCAUAUAUUUCAUCAGCAGAACACUUAAAGGCCUCGAGGAACGCUAUCUGCCCCUGGAGAAGCUAGCAUUAGCCCUUGUUUUCGCAUCUCAGAGACUCAGGAGGUACUUCCAAGGGCACAAGAUUACCCUGAUGACUGAUCAACCUCUCCAAAAGGUACUCAGGAGGCCGGAGCUGGCAGGACGAUUGGCUAAAUGGACUGCGGAACUGGGGGAACACUCUUUAGAGUUUAAGCCCAGGACAACCAUGAAGGGGCAGAUACUGGCCGACUUUUUAGCAGAAGUCCCUGAGGAUGAAGAGAGGGAACUUUUAAAAUGGGAAGCCUUGGAGAGAGAAGAAAGAGAAAAGGAGGACGAGGCUGUGUGGAAGUUACUCACCGACGGGGCCUCUAGUGAAGAAGGGAGCGGAGCAGGCAUCACAUUGAUAAGCCCCGAAGGGAUUGAGCUGACCUACGCCAUAAGACUGGACUUCGAGAACACCAACAACACUGCAGAAUAUGAGGCCCUUUUAGUAGGAAUGAGGCUGGCACAAAAAAUGAAAGCAAGGCAUGUGGAAACUAGCACCGGAUCACAACUGGUGUUUAAACAGUAUCAAGGAGAGUAUGAAGCCAAAGACAACACCAUGGCUCAGUACGUGGCGAAAGUAAAGGAAACAGCUAAGGCAUUCAAAACUUUCAAAUUAGAAUACAUCCCCCGAGGAAGAAACAGAAAAUCUGAUGUCCUCAGUAAGCUGGCCUCGGUGGCAUUCGACCACCUAGCAAGGGAAGUCAAAGUGGAAGUCCUGACCUCCCCUUCCCUCAGCACGAAGGAGGUAACCGCGAUUGAGAAUGUGCAGGAAACAUGGAUGACACCGAUCAUAAAGUUCCUCAGAGACGGAACAUUGCCCGAGGGAGACUGGGCAGCUAGGAAAGUAAGGGUAAGGGCCCUCCAAUAUGAGCUGGUUGAUGAGGAACUAUACCGGAGGUCAUACCUAGGCCCAUCCCUGAAGUGUGUUGACAUGAAGGAAGCUGAGUAUGUGAUUAGGGAAAUGCAUGAAGGGAUUUGUGGAAUGCAUUCGGGGCCAAGGACGAUAGUAACAAGGGCAAUGAAUGCGGGGUUCUAUUGGCCGCGAAUGUAUGAAACCGCAUCCGAGGAGAUCAAGAGGUGUGAUAAUUGCCAGGUACAUGCACCAAUGACCCACCGACACAAACACCCCAUGAUACCAGUCUCAACGUCCUGGCCCUUCCAAAAGUGGGAUAUCGACAUAAUCAGGCCAUUCCCGGAAGGUCCAGGAGGGGUCAAAUACGGGGUCCCAAAGGAACUGGUGAGUGAUAAUGGCGUCCAAUUUGCUGGAAGACCUUUUAAGCCAUGGUGCGAGCAAAUGCACAUUCAACAAGUAUUUACCUCUGUCACCCAUGCCCAAAGUAAUGGAUUGGUAGAAAGAGCUAACCAAAGUGUCAUCAAGGGAAUAAAGGGAAGACUCGGGAAAAAACAAAAAGGGUGGCUGGAGGAACUACCAUUCGUGUUAUGGGCAUAUAGGACCACUCCUAAAAGUUGCAAUGGGGAGACUCCUUUCAGCCUAACCUACGGGACAGAAGCUGUCAUCCCAGCUGAGAUAGGAUCCCCAACUGCCCGAAUGAGGCUCCGGGAGGAGGAGAAUGAGCAAGACCUCAGGAUGAACUUCCAUCUCUUGGAAGAAAGAAGAGAAAUAGCAGCAAUCAGGGAGGCUAAAUACAAGAGGCAUCUGGAAAGUUAUUACAACGCCAGGAUGAAAAAGCUCAACCUCGUCCCAGGGGAUCUAGUCCUAAGAGCAAAUGAAGCCAGCCUACAGGAGAGCACCGGAAAGCUAGGCCCCAACUGGGAGGGGCCUUACCGAGUCAUAUGGGCAAACGGCAAAGGGAGCUGCAAAUUGGAAACACUCGAAGGCAAGGAGGUCCCCAGGACAUGGAACCUCAUGCAGCUUAGGAAAUAUCACAUGUAA
Messenger RNA from Helianthus annuus (common sunflower), 2631 nucleotides. RefSeq lists its product as uncharacterized. Gene Ontology annotation, molecular function: nucleic acid binding; RNA-DNA hybrid ribonuclease activity. The record is from RefSeq and is a predicted model, not a curated record. Bases 1 to 2631 code for a protein of 876 amino acids. Lineage: Eukaryota; Viridiplantae; Streptophyta; Magnoliopsida; Asterales; Asteraceae. Gene Ontology annotation, biological process: DNA integration. The transcript is spliced from 2 exons.